UUAAACAUGGAAGCUGUAGUGUUCAACGGUGCCAACCUCACCCUAAAGUACGAGAGCAAAUACCCGCUCCCUAAGAUCGUCGAGGACAAUGACGUGAUCGUGAAAGUGCAUUAUGCAGGCAUAUGCGGCACUGAUCUGCACAUUAUUCAGGGCGAAUUCCCCGCACGUAAGGACCGUCCUCUCGCUAUGGGGCAUGAGUUCAGCGGCGUCAUUACCGAGGUCGGCAAGGCCACCCAAUUUAAAGUGGGACAGAAGGUCGUCGUGGAUCCUAACAGCGCAUGCCACAGGUGCGAUUUCUGCCGCAGCGGCAAAUACCAAUACUGUCUUACGGCUGGUAUUAAUAACACCAUCGGAAUCUGGCGAGAUGGCGGCUGGGCCGAGUACGUGCGGUGCCCGGACACGAACGUGUUCGCGCUGCCAGACGAAAUCACUACGGAACAAGGAGGUAUUUGCGAGCCCUAUUCGUGCGUCGCACACGGAUUUGACCGAGCUGCCCCACUGCAGAUCGGAGAGAAGAUCCUGGUGGUCGGAGCCGGCAUCAUUGGCAACCUGUGGGUGACAGCGCUCCAUCACCAGGGCCACAGGGAGGUCACGGUCUCAGAGAUGAACAAAUCCAGGCUGGAUAUCGUCAAGAAACUUAACACGGGAUACCGGCUCAUCUCCCCUGACGUGCUUGCCAAAGAAGACAAACUGUAUGAUGUCAUCGUCGAUUGCACAGGCGUCGGCAAGGUGAUGGAGAUGAACUUCAACCACCUAAACCACGGCGGUAAAUACGUGCUCUUCGGUUGCUGUCCACCCACACACCAAGCCACGAUUAACCCGUUCCAGAUCUACAACAAGGAAGUAACUGUUAUUGGGAUCAAGAUCAACCCGUUCACUUUCCCGAAGACCAUUGGGUGGCUCAAGGCCAUGGGAGAAAGAUACUUGAACUACGAAAACUUGGGUAUUAAGACCUACAAGUUGUCGGAGUACCAGAAGGCUCUGGAUGACAUGAAGGCUGGCACCAUCUCCAAGGCUCUGUUUAAACUGGUCAAGUAAAUGAUGAUGAGU
Messenger RNA from Cydia amplana, 1050 nucleotides. RefSeq lists its product as uncharacterized. Gene Ontology annotation, molecular function: oxidoreductase activity. The record is from RefSeq and is a predicted model, not a curated record. The coding region runs from base 7 to 1038 and encodes 343 amino acids. The transcript has 9 exons. NCBI's taxonomy places the organism in Eukaryota, Metazoa, Arthropoda, Insecta, Lepidoptera, Tortricidae.